Molecule: messenger RNA, 1249 nt
Organism: Brassicogethes aeneus
Lineage: Eukaryota; Metazoa; Arthropoda; Insecta; Coleoptera; Nitidulidae
Source: the annotation of a GenBank genome assembly
AUGCUGAAUUCUAAAAGGCUUGUAUAUGAGGACUAUAACAUUCCUUGCCAGCAGAUGGCUACAUACCUUCUGGGUAAAAUUUUGGUUAGAAAGUUGGAAAACAAUCAAAUUCUAAAAGGCAAAAUAGUUGAAACAGAAUGUUACUUGGGAGGCGAAGACAAAGCCUCUCAUUCCUAUAACAACAAAAAAACCCCUAGAAAUGAGCCAAUGUUUAUGUCACCUGGAACAUGCUAUGUUUACAUGACUUAUGGUAUGUAUUAUUGCUUGAAUAUAUCCAGUCAAGAACCUGGUGCAGCUGUUUUAAUACGGGCUGUGGAACCACUUGAGGGUGUCAACAUUAUGAAGCAGUUUCGAUUAGAGAAGAAGAAAAAAAUUAUAAACAAAUCACAAGAGUUAUGCAAUGGGCCAAGCAAAUUGUGUAUAUCAUUUAACAUUAGCAAAGAAAAUAACAAAGUGGAUUUUUGUAAUAAUAAUAAUUUGUGGAUUGAAGAUCCUGAUCAUGAAGAGGAAUUUAAAGUACUUAAAACAGCAAGAAUAGGAAUUGCCUCAGCUGGUGAAGAAUGUGCAGGAAAAAAGUUGAGAUUUUAUCUUAUGGGGAAUACAAGUGGUAUCGACAUAAACCAUAAACACGACCGUAAGGUUAGGCGCACAGAACCCAAAAGUCAAGAUGUAUAUCUUCGACUUUUAGUUAAGUUGUACCGUUAUUUGGCACGUCGUACCGACGCCAAAUUCAACAAGAUCAUCCUGAAGAGAUUGUUUAUGAGCAGGAUCUACAGACCACCAAUCUCUUUAGCAAGAAUUGUACGUUUGAUGAAAAAACCUGGACGCGAAGGUUUAACUGCAGUUGUUGUUGGAACUGUAACUGACGACUCCAGAAUUUUCGAAUGCCCAAAACUCUCCAUUUGCGCUUUGAGAGUCAGCCAAUCUGCUCGUGCAAGAAUUCUUAAAGCUGGUGGUGAAAUUUUGACUUUUGAUCAGUUGGCAUUGAAGGCCCCGACUGGCUCAAAGACUGUCUUAUUGCAAGGCAGGCGUAACGCUCGCGAGUCUGUUAAACACUUUGGACUUGCUCCGGGUGUGCCACACAGCAACUCCAAACCAUUGAUUCGUUCCAAGGGUCGUAAGUACGAAAAGGCACGUGGUCGCAGACCAUCAUGCGGUUACAAGAAAUAGAUUAAUGUUAAUGUAUUUUUUUUACUGUUAUUUCUCAUUAUGCUUUUUAAUAAAUUUUGAGGAAUAGCUUAUUACUGAA